Messenger RNA from Carassius carassius (crucian carp), 1214 nucleotides. It is a transcript of the gene tbcc, whose product is annotated as tubulin folding cofactor C. Lineage: Eukaryota; Metazoa; Chordata; Actinopteri; Cypriniformes; Cyprinidae. Bases 28 to 1080 code for a protein of 350 amino acids. Gene Ontology annotation, cellular component: cytoplasm. The transcript has a single exon. Gene Ontology annotation, molecular function: tubulin binding. Gene Ontology annotation, biological process: post-chaperonin tubulin folding pathway; tubulin complex assembly. The record is from RefSeq and is a predicted model, not a curated record.
CUCACCACGACUGUUUAGAGAAAGUACAUGGCGGCGCUGGGAGUGGAAGUUAAUAUGGGGAGUGAUGACGGAGAAACAAAUACAGCUGUCAGAGUUCCCGAACGUGUUUUACGAAGGGAUCAGGCGAGGCUGGAGGAGGUAGAGCGCCGGAGAAACGUCAAGGAGAGCCAGAGCGUGACGGAAGAGAAGAGCGAGUUCUUCACGUCCACCUUUAAUGCUGAGAAGACAGCAGUCGAGGAGAUGCUCUCCAGCUGUAAAGAUAAUGACCGCCAAAAAUCCGCAAAAACACUGGAAGAAGCCACUUUGAAAAUUCAACAGCUCCAGAAGUUCUUCAGUGACAGCAUUAUGUUUCUAACGCAGUAUGAAAUAAGACAGGCGCAAGCAUCCCUGCAGAAGCUCCAGAGCACUCUUGCUGAGAAAAGAGAUGAGCUGUUGCCUAAAAAGAAAUUCGCCUUUAGAUCCAGGAACACCGAGGCAAGCAAGCAGCCUGCACCAGUUCAACAAACAACAGAGAAGUCUGCAUCUGAUGCAGCUGGUACUGUAGUGGUGGAUGCUGCUGUCUCUGUAUAUCAGUGUGGAUUCUCUAAUGCUGACAGUCAAGUCUUAAUCAAGCAAGCUGAGGAGAUCCAGCAACGAGAUGUUCUGUUAUCUCAUCUGACAAACUGUAAAGUCAGGCUUUAUGGCUGUCCGAGCACCUUGCACAUCAAGAAUGUCCGCGGCUGCGAGAUCCUCUCAGGGCCGGUGUCCAGCUCUGUUUUUGUAGACCAGUGCACUGACAGCAAUUUAGUAUUCCCCUGUCAGCAGCUGCGCACCCAUAACACCACUGCCACUCAGAUAUAUCUGCAUGUGACCAGCCGGGCAAUUAUAGAGGACUGUCAUGGGGUGCGGUUUGCCCCAUUCACAUGGACUUAUCCAGGGAUUCAUGAUCAUUUCACAGUGGCUGGACUUGAUCCGAACAGGAAUAAUUGGACAGAGGUGGAUGAUUUCAAUUGGCUUGCUGCUGGCACACCUUCACCCAACUGGACUGUCAUUCCUGAGACUGAGAGAAUAUGUUGGGAUGUUGUGGAACAAGCAUCCUAACAAUAAUGAUCUCAUUGCAUUAUUGUGUGACUGCUCAGUCAAUAUGACGCUAAAAUUGAAAUCUUAUAAACAUAGAAUGUUCUAGAAUUCCUGCUUGCCAAUUAAUAAUUCCUGGUUUGAUUAAUAAAAAAAUA